Messenger RNA from Blumeria graminis f. sp. triticale, 429 nucleotides. The record is from the annotation of a GenBank genome assembly. NCBI's taxonomy places the organism in Eukaryota, Fungi, Ascomycota, Leotiomycetes, Helotiales, Erysiphaceae.
AUGCUUUACACUCAUUUGAAAAAAACGCCCCUUCUUCUCAUCUUCAUGCAGAUUAUGCUGAUUUCAACCGUCUUUAGUAUUCGCUUUGGUGAUACAGUGAAAUAUGUUUGUGGGACGAAGAAUUAUUCAAGAUCCAGAAUAGACAGAUUAGUCAAGAAAUUCUCGACUGAGUUAAAGAACGCGGCACCAGCCACCAAGGAAAAAAUGAUAUAUAAAGGAAAUUAUAUUGGCAUCAUGUCUGCAAAAGAUGGUCCUUACUACCAGAAGCCGAUCCGAGAGCUCAGAUCUAGUUUCAAACUCAAAUCACCUUUUAAAUCAUUUAUCAUUCUUGACAAAGGUAGAACACUUGCUGCCGUCGCAUAUAAGAAUGGAGCGGGUGAUUCCAAAAAAUGCCUUAUUAAAUACGGAAAGAGCAACGCGGGGAUUUAG